This is a messenger RNA of Chelmon rostratus (copperband butterflyfish), 4281 nucleotides long. It is a transcript of the gene ulk4, whose product is annotated as unc-51 like kinase 4. The transcript is spliced from 36 exons. The record is from RefSeq and is a predicted model, not a curated record. Gene Ontology annotation, molecular function: ATP binding; protein kinase activity. The coding region runs from base 1 to 4170 and encodes 1389 amino acids. Lineage: Eukaryota; Metazoa; Chordata; Actinopteri; Chaetodontiformes; Chaetodontidae. Gene Ontology annotation, biological process: protein phosphorylation.
AUGGAGAACUUCAUCCUGUAUGAGGAGCUUGGGGCAGGCAGUAGCUCUGUUGUCUACAAAGGAAGAAAGAAGGGCAAUCUCAACUAUGUAGCCAUCAUCUGCACAGACAAAGCUAAGAGGCCUGACGUCACUAACCAUGUACGUCUCAGCCAUGAUCUGGAUCAUCCGAACAUAGUAUGUUUCUAUGAGUGGUAUGAGACCAGUAGCCACCUCUGGUUGGUAGUGGAGCUCUGUACAGGUGGUUCCCUGGAGUCUGUAGUUAGCCAAGAUGGAUGUCUCCCAGAAGAUGUGGUGAGGAGAUUUGGAUGGGACUUGGUCAAAGGACUGAAACACAUCCAUGAAUCAGGAAUCAUUUUCUCUGACUUGACCCCUGCUAAGAUCUUACUGGAUGGCAGUGGCAUUCUGAAGUUUGGUAACUUCUGUAUAUCCAAGGCAGAGGGUGAGACACUGGAGGAUUUCUUUACCCUACUCUCUACAACUGAGGAGGCAGGGGAAGGAAAUAACAAGGAGAACUUUGACAACAUGAGGAAAAGGUUACAAGGUUGUCCAACCUACAGUGCUCCAGAGGUUUUGCAGGGAUCCGAGACCAAUAUGAGCUCUGAUCUCUGGGCUCUGGGUUGUAUGCUCUACUACAUGUACACUGGUAAACCUCCAUUCCAUUCUGAGAAUUACACUGAACUGAAAGAAACAAUUUUACACCAGGAGCCACCACCUCCCAGACAGACAGUGUUUUCAUCCACUCCUCCCAGUGAGGACUUCCAGAAUCUUCUGAAAGGGUUGCUCAACAAAAACCCAGAUAAGAGGAUGGACUGGCCGGAGUUGCUGGACCACCCUUUCUGGACACAAAUACUAAAGGAGGAAGAGGAUGCAGAAGAGGGAGAUGAGGAGGAUGAAGAAGGGCAUCAGGAGGAGAUAAAUGGCUCUGAGCGGAUUGGCUCAGCUAACUUGAGACACGAAAGGAUCCCUGGCCCCUUCUCUGCAGGGCAGGAAGACGAGCCUCCCAACAACCACUCGGCCAUCACUACGCCAGCCCAUAGAAUUCCUAAGACACUAACCUCAUCACAGACAACUGCAGCAACUCGCAGACCCCUUGAUAGUCGCACUGACUGCCAACAAGCUGUCAGACACACAACUAUUGGAGCCUUAAGGAACAGCCAAGGCUUGGAUAGAGAGUUGGGAAAGGAGAGAGGAGGAGGAGGGAGAGAGGCAAAGACAGAAGAUGAUCCCAAGCCAACUGAGGCCCAGUUGUUACACACACUGCAGCCCAAUAAGUCAUUCACACUAGAUAACAUGUCAGAGCUCAGGCCAAAGAGUGGUGUGGAUGAGGACAACACUGAAGCCAUUUUUCUGCUCAGCUCCUGUGCCAACUCAAGGAGAGGCUGCAGUAUCUCAGAUCGUUUGAACCAGACGUCUGCAUCUCAGGCCAGUACUGGUACUGACAUCUUAUCCUGUGUGAAAGCUAUUCUCCAUACUGACUCUGAUCUGACUGUCACCCCAAUCAUGGACAACCCAAAGAUUCUUAAGAGUCCUCCAGUGCGAUAUGAUCCCAAAACCCUUUGUGUACCAGCAUAUUCAGUUGAGAAACUGCAGUCCCUGCGUGAUGAAGAGUGGACUGUCUUCCUCUUACAGCUCUGUUCAUCCCUUGGAGAACAGAACUACUCAGCUCCUCUGUCCUCCUCCUCCACUCCUACUCCUCCUCUCUCCACAGCUGUUCGAUCCAGACUGAACCUGCUGUGCUACCUCAGCUGUGUGGUUGGACAUAAAGUUAUUGCUAACAGGCUGAUUAACUCAACAAUGCUUCCAGUAUUGACCCAGCAAUUACGACAAGCUCCUAACUGGGAUGUACGGAGCAGAGUUCUCAGAGUGAUGGGUCUACUUGCUCUGCACUGCACUGAACUCGAAGAGGAAAGUCCUGUUUCUGAGGCUGUGUCCACACUAACAGACCUGUUGAGAGACAACCUCAGGAAUAGUAAAAUAAAGCAGUUCCUGCUGCCACCACUUGGGGAGUUCCUGUACCUCAUCGCCUCUCAGGAGGAGAAGAGAGGCUCCCCAGAGGGACUGUGGUUCGUUCCCGCUGCCGCCUACACUGGCUUAAUGAGGAGCCUGCGGGAAGGGGAUGAUAACAUAGUUCAUCACAUGGCUGCAAAAGCCAUAGAGAACAUCUCCACCACUGUCUCUGGCCCCUCCCACCACCUGGUUACCACAGAGAUGGGUUCUGCCCUGUGGUACCUAUUCACUCACUCCACCGUGGAGGCUGUCAGAGUUACUGCCAUCUCUUCCCUUUCAAGGCUAACCAGGGUCACUCCUGCAGUCUUCUUGGCAGUGAUUGACACCUGUGGCCCUGCGGCAGUCUUAGAGGGCGUUGGUGGAACAGGGGCAAGGGUCCAGCAGCACCUACUCACAGCUAUGGCUACUGCCCUACUCACCUCACGCAUCCAAACACACCGCAUCACACAGAACAGGGAUCUGGUGUUGAAGGUGCUGCGCUGUCUAGAGAGUCCAUCCACAGUAACGCGAGCCAAAGCAUUAUUACUUCUGCUGCUGCUAAUACAGGACAACACACACACACUGCUUUACUGCUGUCAACACAGACUUGUGAUGUACAUGGAGAGAGACCUGCGCAAGGCCACUCCCCUCAGAGAGAAUCCCAGCCAAUCAGGAUACCUGUCUCAGUGUCUGGAUUUACUGAUUGUGUAUCUGAGUAGCACUGCACCACUGAUACUGGAGGAUGUGUUAUGUGCAUUACGAGGUGUGAUCGGAAGGAGACAUCCAUCUGCAGCUCAGAGCAGACAGCUGAAACACACUUUGCCUACAAUGUCUGUAGUGCUGGAGCUUCUUUCAUCACAGGUCUUUAGAUCUCAAAUAGUAACUGAAGAGUUUCUAGCUCAAAUUGGAUUGCUGCUGAACUAUAUCACCUCCAUAGAUUCCAAUGAGACAAAUCUGGCCAGUGCUUUGGGUUCGGCUGUAUGUGAGGAGUUGAUUAGGACAUCUCUGUCCAUUAUGGAAGUCCUGAGUCAGCACCAUGCUCUCACCAUUCCACAUCAUAGUGCUGUUGUGGAUGCCAUCCUGCCUCCUCUGACAACACUGGCUUUCAGCAGAAAUGUGGAGUGGUCUGUGUUUGUUUUGAGGGUGCUGUCCGAACUCAGUCUUGUCUUGCUGGUCCAGGAGAGUGAUGGAACUGAGGAAGAUGAGGGGACAGAGGAAAAGAAAGGGAGGAGAGAGGAAGCAGAAAGAACAGCAGGAGGAAUAGAUGGUGGAAAGUCCUGUGGUCAAAUCAUAACUCUCAUGACCACCUCUCUGCUUCCCAGGUAUGAGUCUCUUCUUCGAGCAGCAGAGCCUAUCCCGCUCUACGCACUCAAACUCCUUGUAUCGAUGACUGAACACAGCAAGCAGAUCUGCAGAUUGAUCAAACACAGUAGGAUCCUACCAGCAGUCUUUCAACUCAUUAUGGCUAACAGUAGUAAUGUUACCAGUGGGGUGAUCCAGAAUGCAGUCGCCUUGCUGUGUAAUCUUAGUGGAGACACAGUCUUGGACCUGGAACCACUACACCAACAAGACCUCAUAGAAGUGGUGGUGAGCACCCUCUCAGAAGCUGCACUACUCCACCUGGAUGGGGAGGGGCAUGCUGGGAGGAAGGUCAGCCAUCUUUCUUUGCAAGCCCUUCUGGAGCUGCUUCACAACAUCUUAAAACAGACAUCUGCUGUCGUCCGCUCUGCACUGAAGAGCCAGAGGCUAUCUUGUCCAGCAGUAGAGAUGGAGGCAGCAGAGAAACUGCUCCUAGAAAACCGACCCCUGAGCCAACUCAGCACACACCUCAUUCACAUGCUGUCAACUGAAAACCAAGAUGUCUGGGAUGAGUGUAUUCAGUGUCUGUCGCUACUGGUCCAGCUAUACGGAGGAGAGGGUUAUGACUGCCUUUCACCCUCCUGUUUGCGAAGCUUUUCACACGUGCUGCGCACACACAUGCACACGGAGACCCCCCGAAUCCAACGCACAACACUUAGGAUCAUCAGACGACUGGUGCAAACAACAGAGCGAUCUGAUUGGUUAGAAUGUGCUGAAGGGGCGGAACUGUUGAGUCUCCUGCAGGAUAUAUCUACAUCCAACAGGUGUCAUGCUGAUGUGAUCCCACUGGCUGCUGAAAUCCUCCAGGAGUCCUCUGGAUCCUAAAAGCUUUUAAUCACCAACCCUGAUGCAAACCAGAACCAGGUUCAAGUCCAUUUCAGGACUUUCAAAACACUUAUGAUUGGUAUUGUGCUUUUCUGACUUUCUCUCUGUCUU